This is a messenger RNA of Rhodotorula graminis WP1, 879 nucleotides long. RefSeq lists its product as uncharacterized. The transcript has 4 exons. The record is from RefSeq and is a predicted model, not a curated record. NCBI's taxonomy places the organism in Eukaryota, Fungi, Basidiomycota, Microbotryomycetes, Sporidiobolales, Sporidiobolaceae. The coding region runs from base 1 to 879 and encodes 292 amino acids.
AUGGACGCUGUGCCCACCACCUCGUCCAUCCCGGCCCCGCUCGCUCGCCUCUACGCCAAGUUCCCGCUGUACGAGGUCCCCGCCUCACAGGGCACAACCCCACCCCCUGUGCGCCCAACCCUGUGGGCCUACGGGCCCCCUCCCGCCGGCCACCGCGAGUCGCUCGACCCGCUGUGCCGCGCCGCGCAGGCCUUUGCCCGCUUCUCGCUCGCCGACGGUGCGGCCGACGUCAGGUGGAUGGACUGGCAGGGGCAGGAGGGCGCGCCGGGAGGGACGCUCCCCGCGCUGCACACGCCCGAGGGGGACUUGGUCGUCGGCGACGAGGUGAGCGCAUGGGUCGCGGCGCAGGGUGCGGCUCCUCUUCCGGCAAAGGGCAAGAAGGGCAGCGCCGACGCGCCUGCCCCCUCGGACCCCUCCCAUCAAGCCUUCCUCGCCCUCGUCCUCUCGACCCUCCUCCCCGCCCUCCUCUCGUCCCUGUACCUCUCUCCCCCCUCGCUCGUCCCACCCGUCGUCCCUUCCCGCCAGCGUCCCGUCCUCGCCGCCGUCGCACACCGGUACCUGAGCUGGAACGACCGCGCGACCCGGAUCGACCAGAUCAAGCGCCUGAGGGGCGGCAAGCUAGGCAAGGCGGCCGUGCUCGACUUGGAGGAGGUCGAGCGCGAGGCGAGGGACACGAUCGAGGCCCUCGAGGUCAAGCUUGGCGACGAGGACCCGAACGGGUGGUUCGGCGGCGCGAGCUCCCCGACCCGCCUCGACGCCCUCGUAUACGCCCUCCUGAGCAUCGCGAGCGUCCUCCCGCCGUCGUGCGACAAGGUGCUGCGCCCGACGCUCGAGCGCUGCCCGAGGUUGCUCGCGUGGGUCAAGGCGCACGGCCCGUAG